This is a messenger RNA of Microplitis demolitor, 8586 nucleotides long. Its product is annotated as putative aminopeptidase-2. Lineage: Eukaryota; Metazoa; Arthropoda; Insecta; Hymenoptera; Braconidae. Gene Ontology annotation, molecular function: metalloaminopeptidase activity; zinc ion binding; peptide binding. Gene Ontology annotation, cellular component: cytoplasm. Gene Ontology annotation, biological process: proteolysis; peptide catabolic process. The transcript is spliced from 27 exons. The record is from RefSeq and is a predicted model, not a curated record. Bases 41 to 8236 code for a protein of 2731 amino acids.
ACAAUAAAAUUAAAAUAUCAGUUGUGAUUAUGACUUUGGCAUGAUGAGGUCGUCAAGUAAAUUACUGUGGGUGCUUUUAGCAUUUUUUUAUAUUCAAAGGAAAAAUUCAACUGCUUUAAGAUUAAAACUUCCAUUGCUUACAUCAAAUGAGAAUAACUAUCAAGCAAAUAAUGAUCCGUUAAAAGAAAACGUUCAUAAUAUCGAUUUUCGUUUACCAAAAAAUUUCAUUCCUUUGUCAUAUACAAUAAUUUUAAAUCCAAUUUUGGAUGAGGUUCAAAAUUUUACAUUCACUGGUAAUGUUACCAUUUUAACCCGUGUUGAAAAAGUAACGGAUGAAUUAAUUUUACAUCAUGGAAAAAGCAUUGCUAUUGAUUCAAUUGCUCUAAUAAAUAAUAAAGUCGGGGCUUUGGAUGUACGAGGAGACAAUUAUUAUGAAAAAACAGAAAAACAUGUAUAUAUACUAAAUAAGUAUCUGCCUGAAAAAUCUAUAACUGAAAUAAAAAUAAAUUAUAGUGGAAUUUUACGCGAUGACAUGAUUGGUUUUUACAAAAGUUCAUAUCUUAAUGGACCUGGUAAAGUCACGUGGCUAGCCGCAACUCAAUUUCAAGCGACUCAUGCAAGACAUGCUUUUCCAUGUUUUGACGAGCCGAGUUUGAAGGCUAAUUUUACUAUCGUUAUUAGACGACCUCAAUCAUUUUCGAGUUUAAGUAAUAUGCCGCUAAAAAAAACUGUUGCAAUUGGUGACGGAUUGGAAUCUGAUACUUACAUUAGUAGUGUACAAAUGUCGACUUAUCUAGUAGCAUUUAUUGUGUCUGAUUUUAAAUUUAAUGAAGACAAAAAAAAUAAUUUUAAAAUCUGGGCACAACCUAUAGCUAUUAAUUUAACUGACUAUGCAUUACAAAUUGGUCCUAAAUCACUGGAUUAUUUGAGCAAUUUAUUUAAUGAAAGUUAUCAAUUACCAAAAAUGGAUAUGAUAGCAGUACCAGAUUUUUCUGCUGGAGCUAUGGAAAACUGGGGCCUUAUAACUUAUCGAGAAACUCACUUACUGUAUGAUAAAAAUGAAUCUUCAGACAUUGCUCAACAAAGAAUUGCCUCUACAAUUGUUCAUGAGUGUACUCACAUGUGGUUCGGAAAUUUAGUUACUCCAGAAUGGUGGGGAUAUUUGUGGUUAAGUGAAGCAUUUGCGAAUUAUUAUCAAUAUUUUGCUACAUCUCAGAUCGAGCCAAGUUGGAAAAUGGAUCAACAAUAUAUUGUAGAUCACCUUCAACCAGUGCUUCAAGAUGAUGGACUAAAUUCAUCAAAACCAAUGACACGGGAAGUAAACUCGUCAGAGGAAAUCGGUACAACAGGUGAUAUAAUUACGUAUUCCAAAGGUGGAAGUAUUUUACGAAUGAUGGAACUUACUUUCGGCUCAAACAUUUUCAACUCUGCUAUUCGAGAUUAUCUCAAAACAAAGAAAUAUCAAUCGGCAACUCCGGAUGAUCUUUGGAACUCAUUUCAACGUAAAAUUAAUUUAACUAAUGAGAAAAUUCUUUCAUCUAUUAAAAUCUUAAUGGAUUCUUGGACACGCCAAGCAGGUUAUCCUGUAAUAACAGUUACUAUGGAAAAUGGAUUCGCUAAAUUACAGCAGGAACGAUUCCUUCUUAGAGAAAAUUUUGAAUCAGCGUCUAAAAACGUUACUUGGUGGAUUCCUGUAACUUGGACAACAGAAACAGAAAAAGAUUUUCAAUCAACUUCAUCGAAACAUUGGUUUAAUACGAAAAAUUACGAAAUCAAGUUGAAUGCUGAUAAGUGGGUUAUUUUCAACAUUCAACAAUCUGGUUUUUAUCGCGUAAAUUAUGAUAUCCAGUCAUGGUAUCGUAUUAUCAAUCUAUUAAACAGUGACUCGUUUAAAGAAAUACACGUGAUAAAUCGUGCUGCUAUCAUUGAUGAUUUGUUAAAUCUUGCUCGAGCUGGCCUUGUUCCUUAUACUAUCGCUUUUAAUGGACUCAAAUAUAUAACAAGAGAAACUCAAUAUUUGCCUUUUAAGUCAGCUCUUGCUGGGCUUGAUUAUUUACACAAACGUUUCGAUGGCCGGGCAGACUAUGACCUAUUUGCUAACUUCAUUUUAAAAUUAAUAACACCUAUGUAUGAAAAUCUGGGAUUUGAAGAUAAGGCUACUGAUGAUCGAUUAACAAUUCUUUUAAGAUCCGAACUUAAUUAUUGGGCUUGCAAACUCAAUCAUACAAUAUGUGUCGAAAAAUCAUUAAAGUAUUUUAGAGAUUGGAUGACAGAUUCUACAAAGACAAUUCCUAAAAAUUUGAAAAGUGUAGUUUAUUGUACUGCCGCACGAUUUAGCUCAAUUACCGCAGAUGAUGGUGCAAAUGAUGAAUACAAUGCACUAGCUGGAAUACUACAUCACUUUACAACAGAUACUUUGACAGUUUUGGGUGCACAAGCUUGUACGCAGCAUAAAAAAAUCUUAAAAUUGUUACUACAAAGAACGCUUGGAGGAUUUGAAAAAAGCGGUAUUCGGAAACAAGAUGGAAUUUAUGUUUUCCAAUCCGUUGCAAAGUCUAGUCUAAUUGGUGCGGAAUAUAUUCUAGAAUUCAUUACUGAAAAUUAUGCAGAGAUGCUGAAGUAUUUUGGUGAUAACGGUUCUAUUGUUAGUAUAAUAUCAACCGCAUCUCAACAUUUUUCAACACCAAGUCUCGUAAAAAAAUUUGAAAUCUUCAUCACAAAUAUCAGCAAAAUUUUAGAAUCUACUGUUAUUGAUUCACUUAAGUCGUCUUUAAGACUUUCGCAGUUUGAGCUAGAUUUUUACGAAAAACAUUCUGCGAGCAUAAUUUCGUGGAUUACAGCAUAUCAUGGAGAAAUUAACGAAGAAAAUGUAACAGUCUCGAACGAAUACCGGCUUCCUACUAAUAUCAUUCCUAAACAUUACAAUAUCAAGUUAACCCCGUUCAUUGUACCGAAGAAUUUCACUUUCGAAGGCCGAGUUGAAAUAAUAGCUACUAUUGUGAAUACUACUAAUGAAAUAAUUCUUCAUAUUGAUGAUAUUCAAUACAAUGCCGUUACUUUAAAUGUCGAUGGCAAGCAUAUUAAAACCAAAGCAAUAACAUCGGAUAAAAAACAUCAUUUUAUAAGUAUUACUGCAUUUGAACAAAUGGUCGAAGGAUCUGAAUUAAAUAUUACAAUUGAAUAUAUCGGAAAUCUUAAUAAUCAAAUGCGAGGUUUCUAUCGAAGUUCUUAUAUAGAUGAUUUUAACAAAACAAAAUGGUUAGCGGCCACUCAUUUAGAACCCGUUGGAGCCAGGAGAGUAUUUCCUUGUUUCGAUGAACCCGGCUUAAAAGCUACUUUUCAAUUGAGCGUUAGUCGGUCAGCAGAUUACAAAGCUAUAAGCAAUACCUUAUUAAAAUCAACAAUUAGAGAAGGUGAUCGAUAUUUAGAUAUUUUUGAGACAACACCAAAAAUGUCGACUUAUCUACUAGCUCUCGUUGUCUCAGACUUCGGCCAAGCUAGUCACGAUUCGAGUUAUUCUGCGUGGGCUCGACCGAACGCUAUUGUCCAAGCCGAUUAUGCAUCUUCUAUAAUGAAACCGAUUGUCAAUUUCUUCGAAAAAUCUCUCGGUCAUCCUUAUCAAUUGCCUAAAUUAGAUAUGAUAGCUUUGCCAGAUUUUGCAUCAGGUGCGAUGGAAAACUGGGGCCUUAUUACGUAUCGAGAAACUAAUAUGCUUUAUCAUCCUGAUUACUCUCCAAUUGUAUCAAAACAAGCGAUUGCUAAUGUAAUUUCUCAUGAAAUUUCUCAUCAGUGGUUUGGAAAUUUAGUCAGUCCACAGUGGUGGAAUUGUGUUUGGCUUAGUGAAGGAUUUGCCCGAUAUUAUCAAUAUCAUGCAACAGCAAAAGUUGAAACAGAAUGGGGUCUAGAGUCGCAGUUUGUUGUUGAACAACUUGAACCAUCAUUUGCCGUAGACGGUUUACUUUCAAGUCAUCCAAUGUCUCAUAAUGUCAAUAGCCCAUCUGAAAUAAGCGGCAUUUUUGAUACAAUAUCGUAUUCAAAAGCGGGAAGUGUUUUACGUAUGAUUGAAAAAAUUUUUGGAACCCAAGUAUUUUACGCAGCAAUCAAUGAUUAUUUAAAUAUGAGGAACUAUUCAAAUGCAAUACCAGAUCACUUAGUUACAGCUUUUCAAAAACAAACAGACAAAUUAAAUAUGAAACUGAAUGUUAAAACUAUUAUGGAUUCUUGGACUACUCAAGCAGGAUUUCCAGUACUUAAUGUUAAAAUUGAUAAAGAAAUUGUUGCGUUUUCACAAGAACGAUUUUUAUUACAAAAGCCUAAUGGGGUUUCUGUUAACCAACUUUGGUGGAUUCCUAUUACUUGGACAUCAAGUUUGACACCAGAUUUUUCUACUACAACUCCUAAGUAUUGGUUGAAUAAAACUGUAGACUUCAUUAAAAUCAACGAUACAUCUAACAGCGAAUGGAUUAUUUUUAAUGUUCAACAAGCUGGGUAUUAUCGAGUAAAUUAUGACAAUUUGUCAUGGUUUCGUAUUAUACGAGUUUUAAAAAGUGUAGAGUUUGAAAGGAUUCAUGAAAUCAAUCGUGCGUCAUUACUUGAUGAUGUAUUCAAUCUCGCUCGUGCUGGAUACAUUAAAUAUUCUAUUGCCCUAAAUUUAACUCAAUAUUUAUCUCAAGAAGUCAAUUACAUUCCGUGGAAAGCUGCUUUUGAUGGUCUUUUUUAUUUGAAUACAAAAUUCGCUGGCAAAGAUAUUUAUAACUUAUUUCGAACUCAUGUUUUAACAAUACUGGAACCAAUUUACAAAAAAUUAAAUUUCAAUGAAGCUAAAAACGAAACUCAUUACGAUAAAAUUUUAAGACGAUACGUGAUUAAUUGGGCAUGUGGAUUUGGCAUAAAAGAUUGCAUCAAUAACUCUAUAACAUUAUUUGCUGCAUGGAAAUCAAAUGAAUCAAAAUUAGUUCCUGUAAAUCUUCGAAAUACCGUAUAUUGCAGGGCAAUAACUUAUGGCAGUCAUGAUGACUGGGAAUUUUUGUGGAAAAAAUAUCAAACAGAAAAGUUUGUACAUGAAAAACAAGUUAUUAUGAGUGCUCUUGCAUGUUCUAAAAAUGCAUCACAGCUAAAUACAUUAUUACUCAGUGCCAUAACUGAAAAUUCAGGAAUACGGUCUCAAGAUAGUUCGACUGUUUUUGCGGCUGUUUAUAAUUCGGGAUUAUUUGGAGCUGAAAUAGCUCUAAAUUUUGUCGCUCAAUAUCACGACGUUAUGUUCAAAUAUUAUGGAGAUUAUGACAGCAUCGGAAAUAUUUUAAAUGGUAUAUCAUCACAGUUUUCAACAAAAGAAUUAGUAUUAAAAUUCCAAAAUUUCAUUACGACGCAGCAUAAAAAUAUGUCAAAAAUAGAAGAGUUCCUUAAGUCAUAUUUGGCUCGUGCUUAUGAAGAACUUGAUUGGUAUGAUAGUUAUAGUCCAGAAAUCUUCGAGUGGCUCGACAAAACUUACCCUAAUGCUGAUUAUCGUCUUCCGAAAACCAUUUAUCCAACCACUUACACAAUAAAUCUCACUCCUUAUCUCGAUGAUAAUAAUUUCACAUUCGAUGGUCAAGUACAAAUUAAUAUGACUGUGACAAGAAAUAUUUCAAGUAUUGUAUUGCAUGCAAAUAAUUUAAAGAUAAAAAGGAUAAAUGUACAUGAGAAUUCUAUAAAAAAUCUUAAAGUAUCAAGUUAUUUUAUAAAUUCGACUACUAAUAAAUUUAGUAUCUAUCUCGCAUCUACUGUAAAUGUUGGAUCGUUUCUGACUGUCGACAUUGAAUACUCUGGAAUUUUAAAUGAUAAUAUGGAAGGUUUUUAUCGUAGUUAUUACAAAGAUGAUAAUGGAAACACUCAUUGGUUGGCAACAACACAAUUCGAGAAAUUUGGUGCUAGGCAAGCUUUUCCAUGCUUUGAUGAACCAGCAUUCAAAGCUAAAUAUAAUAUUAAUAUUCAAAGACCAAAUAACUAUCAUUCUCUCAGUAAUAUGCCAUUGAUUAAAUCUGUUCCUUCUGUAAAAACUAACUGGACCUGGGAUUAUUAUAAACAAAGUGUAUCUAUGUCAUCUUAUCUCGUGGCUUUUAUAAUUUCUGAUUUUGAACCUGCUACGAAUAUCAAUAAAACUUUCAAAGUUUGGUCUCGACCAAAUGCUGUUCAGUAUGCUGUUAAUGCUUUGGAAGUCGGACAAAAAGCAUUGAAAUUUUUAGAAGAUUACACUGGAAUACCGUAUCCAAUUGAAAAAAUGGAAUUUGCCGCCAUUCCUGAUUUUGCUGCUGGCGCCAUGGAAAAUUGGGGACUUGUUACUUUCAGAGAAUAUGGAUUAUUAUCAAAGGAAAAUAUAACCUUAACGUAUUAUAUGAGGUAUCUUAAGACUGUUAUUGCUCAUGAACUCGUACACAUGUGGUUCGGGAAUUUAGUUACUUGUGAUUGGUGGGAAUAUCUUUGGCUUAAUGAAGGAUUUGCUCAGUACUUUGAAUGGAUAGUCAUUGAUUCGAUUUACCCGAAAGAUAAUCUAAUGCAGCAGUUUACUGUAUACGAACUACAAACUGCAUUAUUGAAAGAUUCGUUUAUUCACAUGAGACCAAUGAAUAAUAAAAUGAAAAAUCCGUACGAUGAGGGAAAAGAUUUUACAUCAGUUGUAUAUGGAAAAGCUGCAAGUGUGAUUCACAUGAUGCACCACGCAUUCGGUAAAGAAAUAUUUAAAAAAUCUUUGCACAAUUAUCUUGAUGCAAAUAAAUACAAUACAGGAAAACCAGAAAAAUUAUGGUCCGCUUUUCAAAUUAACGUUAAUAAAAAAGGAGGACUCGGAACUAAUGAAACCAUUUCUACUAUAAUGGAUUCUUGGACAAGUCAAGCAGGGUAUCCUGUAGUCGGGUCAAAUGUUAUUGCUGGGUCACUUAUUCUUACACAAGAACGAUUUUUGAUUACGGGACGUAAUAAUUCUGCUGAAGAAUUGUAUUGGAUACCUGUGACAAUCGCAUCUAAAUCUAAUCCUAAUUUUUCAAAUACUACUCCAGCUCUAUGGUUCGGAAGUCGUGGAAUAGUAACUGAAGAAUUCAACCUUCGUGAUGAGUGGUAUAUUAUCAAUGUUCAACAAGUCGGAUUUUAUCGUGUUAACUAUGAAACAGACAAUUGGAUUAAUCUGGUUGAUGCAUUGAAAUCUAAAAAUUUCGGGGGGAUUCCCGAAAUCAAUAGAGCUCAAAUAAUUGAUGACUUGCUCCAUCUAGCGAGAGCUGACUACAUUUCUUAUGACCUUGCACUACGUGGUACAACAUAUUUAAUUAAAGAAGAAAAUCAUCUUCCUUGGCGAUCAUUUUUCAGUACUGUGAGAUUUUUAAUCGAUCGAUUCGAUGGCCAUGACGUAGGGACACUUUUGAAAGAAUAUGUUUUAAAAUUAAUCGAACCUAUUUAUCAGCAAUUAGGUUUUGAAGACAAGUUUAAUGAUACUGAGUUACAUAAAUUGAACAGACAAUUGAUUUUAUCAUGGGCCUGUCAAUUUGGUCAUGCUCAUUGCAUUGAUAAAGCAAAACAAAUAUUUUCUAUUUGGCGAGCAAUGGAAUUUUAUAUUUCCCCCGAUUCAAAGCCUGCGAUUUUGUGUACGGCUUUGAAACAUGGAACCUAUGACGAUUGGCAGUUUCUGUGGGAGCAAUAUCGGGCAUCAAAUUUCGAAUCUGAAAAAGUUUUGAUUUUAUCAGCACUGGGAUGCACUCAAAAUAAAACAGCUAUUAACAAAUAUCUCAAUAUUGCUAUUUCAUCUGAUGGUUCAAUACGUAAUCAAAAUAUUGGAAAUGUCUUCUUGUCGGUUUAUUCUGCCGAAAAAUAUGGCGUGGAUGCUUCAAUUGAAUUUUUUACGACAAAUUACGAAGCUAUUUAUAAAUUUUACAAAAGUUGGGGCCCUGUUGCAAAUAUAUUUUCUAAUAUCGCUGUAAAAAUAUCAACUGAAGAUCAAAUUCAAAAGCUAAUUUCAUUUGUCCUGAGCAAUGAAAAAAAAUUAGCAGAAAUUCGUGACUCGUUAGAUGAAUCGAUCAUGAAUGCAAGAAAUAAUCUAAAUUGGUCUGGGAAUCACUAUGAAAAAAUUUUCGGUUGGUUGGUCGAACAGAAAUCUGCAAAAGAACCAUCAUAUGAUACGGAUGCUAUAACACAAACUCGAGGUGCAGCCAGUUCUGUAAAACCAUUAUCAUUGAUUUUCUUCUUUAUCAUUAGUAUUAGUCUAAUAUAAUAAAAUAAAUGAGUAACCUUGAUAGCCAAGUUGGCAGCAACCUACUACAGCAACUUGAUGCCAAAUUGACCAUAAAAGUUUGCACUUCCAAGUGUUGAUGAUUUCUGAGGAAGUUGGUGGCAAAAGUUGGCAUUCCAUUAGUUGUCUUCAAUUUUCUCAGAAAGUUGGCGGCAGUCGAUUGUUGCCAACUUCCUGGGAAAGUUGAAGUCAACAGUUACAAGAGCUGAAAGUUGUCAUCAGCUUGAUCGCAACUAAUGUACACUAAUUUUUUGAUCAGAAAGUCUGGCUAUCAAGGAAAUUCUUACGGAAUGUAGUAAUUAGGAAAUAAAUAAAAAUUUUAUACAAAUUAA